AUGUCAAAGCGCAUGGUGCCUGCCGCGGCGGAGGUGCAGGGCGGUGAGGGGGCCGCCGAGUCUCGCGAGCACACCGCUUCGCAGCCCCACGGCGAGGAAGGCGAUGAAAUGUGCUCCGUCACAUCGGGCGAUACCAGGCAUAGCAGGCCCACUGGAAAGUCCCCGCAGACUGUGGGGACGCGCGGCGUUCGAGCACCCGCGGCACCGUCGCCCAGCCGCACCGCUGCCACUGGGCAGAGGAGGACAGUAGAAGGCUCUGUAUCUCGUCUGUUGCACGCCGUGGGUGGGUUCACUUCUCUGCUUGGCGGCACGGAGUUUCUAUGCGUCUUCCUUGCAGUGUGUGGAAUCAACUGCUUCUUCAUGAUUCUGGCAACGGCUCUUUCGCAGCUGGACGUGGUGGGCGGUGGGUGUUACACCUUUUGGGGCUACAAGAAGAGCUGUGACACGGUGAGCUACUCCAUCCGCACGCAGCUCUUGACCUGCAAGGCACUGAGGCAACGGUUACAAACAGGGGCAGCUUUUUCAAUAUUUUCAAUCAUAUUAAUGAGUGCUGUGAUCUUCUUCGCCCUAAAGGCGCUCAUGGGCUGCCGCGCCGAGGGCAGGAAACGCAAGUAUGCCGCAACCUCCGCCAGUGGGGACGAACGUGGCCGCCAGCAGAACCGUGAUGUAACGGUGCCGCCUGCUUCCAAGUGGCGCAUCGUUGGGCUCUCAGCCGCUGCGCUGCUGUGCGAGGUGGUCUGCUGGGCAAUGUCAGUCAGCAUCCACACCUCCCGCUACUGCGAGGACAAUACCCUGCCCCGCAAGACCGCGUAUGGCGUAGGCUUUGGACUGUUGAUGACUGGGUGGAAUGCGGGAGUCAUCGUAUUGGUAUUGUUUCUUAUUGCUGUGUAA
This is a messenger RNA of Trypanosoma conorhini, 891 nucleotides long. RefSeq names its product putative amastin. The transcript has a single exon. The coding region runs from base 1 to 891 and encodes 296 amino acids. NCBI's taxonomy places the organism in Eukaryota, Euglenozoa, Kinetoplastea, Trypanosomatida, Trypanosomatidae. The record is from RefSeq and is a predicted model, not a curated record.